GAAGUACAGCGGCCGGCCCUCCCCCGUCUUCGCUUUUCCUUUUCCCUCGGCUCGUCCUGGGAGCCUCUGCCCUCGGAGCAGCCGCCGGCCCGCGUCCGUGGAGCGUCCGUGUGCUCGGGGCCGGGAAAGUUCAUCAGCUUGAUAAUGGAGGAGAACAAUGACUCCACCGACUACCCCCAGCAAGGUCAAGGGCGGAACAAUGCCAUGAAGUGUGGGUGGCUGAGGAAGCAAGGAGGCUUUGUCAAGACUUGGCAUACUCGCUGGUUUGUGCUCAAGGGUGAUCAGCUCUAUUAUUUCAAAGAUGAAGAUGAAACAAAGCCUUUGGGUACUAUUUUUCUGCCUGGAAAUAAAGUCCUUGAACAUCCAUGCAAUGAAGAGAGCCCAGGAAAAUUCCUCUUUGAAGUAGUUCCAGGAGGCGAUCGAGAUCGGAUGACAGCAAACCAUGAGAGCUAUCUCCUUAUGGCAAGCACCCAGAAUGAUAUGGAAGACUGGGUUAAGUCCAUCCGCCGAGUCAUAUGGGGACCUUUUGGAGGAGGCAUUUUUGGACAGAAACUGGAAGACACUGUCCGUUAUGAGAAGAGAUAUGGGAACCGUCUGGCUCCAAUGUUGGUGGAGCAGUGUGUGGACUUUAUCCGACAAAGGGGGCUAAAAGAAGAGGGUCUCUUCCGACUGCCAGGCCAGGCUAACCUAGUGAAGGAGCUCCAGGAUGCCUUUGACUGUGGAGAGAAGCCAUCAUUUGACAGCAACACAGAUGUACACACAGUGGCGUCACUUCUUAAACUCUAUCUCCGAGAACUUCCAGAACCGGUCAUUCCUUAUGCAAAGUAUGAAGAUUUUUUGUCCUGUGCCAAACUGCUCAGCAAAGAAGAAGAAGCUGGUGUUAAGGAAUUAGCAAAGCAGGUGAAGAGUUUGCCAGUGGUCAAUUACAACCUCCUAAAGUAUAUUUGCAGGUUCUUGGAUGAAGUACAGUCCUAUUCUGGAGUUAACAAAAUGAGUGUGCAGAACUUGGCCACUGUCUUUGGCCCUAAUAUCCUGCGCCCCAAAGUGGAAGAUCCUUUGACUAUCAUGGAGGGCACUGUGGUGGUCCAGCAGUUGAUGUCAGUAAUGAUUAGCAAACAUGAUCGCCUCUUCCCUAAAGAUACAGAACCACAAGGCAAACCCCAAGAUGGAGUGAGCAACAACAAUAAUGAAAUUCAGAAGAAAGCCACCAUGGGCCAGUUACAGAACAAGGAGAACAAUAAUACCAAGGAUAGUCCUGGUAGGCAGUGCUCUUGGGAAAAGUCCGAGUCUCCCCAGAGAAGCAGCGUGGAUAAUGGAUCCCCCACAGCUCUACCAGGGAGUAAAACCAACAGCCCAAGGAACAGCGUUCAUAAGCUGGAUGUCUCUAGGAGCCCCCCUCUCAUGGUCAAAAAGAAUCCUGCUUUCAACAAGGGCAGUGGGAUAGUCACCAAUGGGUCCUUCAGCAGCGGUAAUGCAGAAGGUCUGGAGAAAACCCAGACCACUCCCAAUGGGAGCUUACAGGCCAGAAGGACCUCUUCACUGAAGGGGUCUGGUACCAAAAUGGGCACUCACAGUGUACAGAAUGGAACAGUGCGAAUGGGCAUUUUGAACCCUGACACACUUGGGAACCCCUUGAACGGUCGCAGCAUGAGCUGGCUGCCUAAUGGCUAUGUGACCCUUAGGGAUAAUAAGCAGAAAGAGCAAGCAGGAGAGUCAGGCCAGCACAAUAGGCUCUCCACCUAUGAUAAUGUCCAUCAGCAGUUCUCCAUGAUGAACCUUGAUGACAAGCAGAGUGUUGACAGUGCCACCUGGUCCACUUCCUCCUGUGAAAUCUCCCUCCCCGAGAAUUCCAACUCCUGCCGUUCCUCCACCACCACCUGCCCAGAACAAGACUUUUAUGGGGGUAAUUUUGAGGACCCUGUUUUGGAUGGGCCCCCGCAGGAUGACCUCUCCCACCCUGGGGACUAUGAAAACAAAAGCGACCGGAGGAGUGUGGGAGGCCGGAGUAGUCGUGCCACCAGCAGCAGUGACAACAGUGAGACAUUUGUGGGCAACAACACCAGCAACCACAGUGCACUGCACAGCUUAGUGUCCAGCCUAAAACAGGAGAUGACCAAGCAGAAGAUAGAGUAUGAGUCCCGGAUAAAAAGCUUGGAACAGCGAAACUUGACUUUGGAAACAGAAAUGAUGACCCUCCACGAUGAACUGGAUCAAGAAAGGAAAAAGUUCACAAUGAUAGAAAUCAAAAUGCGAAACGCUGAGCGAGCAAAAGAAGAUGCAGAGAAAAGAAAUGACAUGCUUCAGAAAGAAAUGGAGCAGUUUUUUUCCACGUUUGGGGAGCUGACAGUGGAACCCAGGAGAACCGAGAGAGGAAACACAAUAUGGAUCCAGUGAGCCUGCUUCCUCCCGUUGUCUCCCAACGGAUCUGGGAAGGGCUCUGGGGUUCCGGUGGAAAAAUUACAUGGGAUCAGGUGGCUGGUCACCUGCUGUACAGUGCUCUAACUGGUGAAGGAAUAUCAUUUAUAGACAUUAUCCAUCCAUAUCUGCAAUGUGUACCAAAGUUAUAUCAUGCCCCAUAAUGCUACUGUCAAGUGUUACAACUGGAUAUGUGUAUAGAGAGUAGUUUUUAAAAAGUAAGCUAAAAAAUGAGAAGCAUAUCUCAAGAAUUAUUUUAUUGCAAGUCUUGUAUUUAAAAUGUUAAAUCAAUAUGUUGUUGCAAUUUAGCUUGCUUCCAAGCUUCACCCCUUGCACUUAACAUAAGCUAUUUUUGGCAUUGUGUUAUCAUCAGCUUAUUUUAUAGAUCAAUAUUUUUAUUUCCCCUUUUGCUGAGGAAACGAAGAUAAGCGGAUAUAUAAAUAUAUAUAAAUAUAUAUCAGAUGAGUUAUUAAAAUCAAAACAAUACUUUGUGGCUGUGCUGUUUGUGCCAAUAGACCUCGCCAUUGACCAAAAAGAGAAAUGUAAAUAGUUUUAUAAAAUACAAUUGAAUCACCAGGAACCUUUGAUUUGCUCUUUAAGUUUUUCCCUCGACACUGCUCGGUUUUCUUUGUGAGGUGCCUGGACACAGAGAAUUUUGGAUUUUAUAAAAAAGCCCCCUUCUCAAGGCCAAUUGUCUGCUUGGUCCGUUGCACAGAUGCAUGUCUCCCGUGCAGGAUGCACUUUGGGGUGGGGGGGAAGUGGUAAAAGCAUAAAAUGAGUCAUGCCAUGAAUUACUCUGACCUUCUGGAUCUAGUCCCUGUAACUGCUAGAUGGUUUCAAGAAAACUUCUUCCCACUCUUGGGAGGUUGAAAAACACCACUUGUUAUGCUGUGCCACAGGAACACCUCUUGUCUGCUCAGACCUUUCCUCCAUGCCCCCAGCGAACACACUUUACAAUGCAGGCAGUGAUCUGGUGAGACCGUAACCCUCUCAGUUAAACUGCUAGAGUAUGUGCCAAGUAGUGACAUUUUUCUCUCACUCAGGCCUCUGUUGGUUUGGCACCUGGGAUUCUGUCUACAGGACAGUGGACAAAGGUAGUGUAGCAAGAGGAGGGGAUGGAGCAGAUAGACCAGAAGGAGAAGGAGACAUGUUUGGAAAGAACAACUACUCUGCUUCUAAUUUUUACAAUAUUGUUCUUCCCAGUUGCAAAUGUAUUUGUUCACAAUAAUUUUAAGACGUGAAGGUGUAAAGGUCCGGUUUUGACAAAUGUAUGACUAUUAGUAAUUGUGACCUUCUAGAGGAGCCCAGGGCUCUCUGGAGCUGGAAUUUGGGGAAAACAACUCUUCACACUCCAAGUGAUCUUGAGAAGCCAGGCAAAUAAAUACUUCUCACACUAGAACAAAAAGUCACAAAAGGCAUGAUUAGAAAUAAAGACUGCUUGAGUUU
Nyctereutes procyonoides (raccoon dog) is the source of this 3861-nucleotide messenger RNA. It is a transcript of the gene ARHGAP24, whose product is annotated as Rho GTPase activating protein 24. The coding region runs from base 145 to 2394 and encodes 749 amino acids. Gene Ontology annotation, biological process: negative regulation of ruffle assembly; negative regulation of Rac protein signal transduction; signal transduction. The transcript has 10 exons. The record is from RefSeq and is a predicted model, not a curated record. NCBI's taxonomy places the organism in Eukaryota, Metazoa, Chordata, Mammalia, Carnivora, Canidae. Gene Ontology annotation, cellular component: focal adhesion. Gene Ontology annotation, molecular function: GTPase activator activity.